Messenger RNA from Elgaria multicarinata webbii, 2773 nucleotides. RefSeq names its product nicotinamide phosphoribosyltransferase (gene NAMPT). The coding region runs from base 174 to 1655 and encodes 493 amino acids. Gene Ontology annotation, biological process: NAD+ biosynthetic process. Gene Ontology annotation, molecular function: nicotinamide phosphoribosyltransferase activity. The record is from RefSeq and is a predicted model, not a curated record. Lineage: Eukaryota; Metazoa; Chordata; Lepidosauria; Squamata; Anguidae. The transcript is spliced from 11 exons.
CCGCCCCUGAGGCGUUUGGCAGUGGGCAAGUGGAGCGGCGGCGAAGCCCGUUUUCGCGUCCCUUCCAUUCCUCUCGCCCUCCGCGGCUGGUGCUGGCGCGUCGCACUGCCUUUCCCCGCCGCCCCAUCCUCCCGUCUCGGCUAGAGUCGCGUUUCUCUCAACCACCAGGCGACAUGGAAAGUGCGGCGAUGGGAGCCGAGUUCAACAUCCUCCUCGCGACCGACUCCUACAAGGUGACACAUUAUAAACAAUAUCCACCCAAUACAAGCAAAGUAUAUUCCUACUUUGAAUGUCGUGAAAAGAAGACCGAGAACUCCAAAUACAGGAAGGUGAAAUAUGAGGAAACUGUUUUUUACGGGUUGCAGUACAUUCUUAAUAAAUACUUAAAAGGCAAAGUGGUAACCAAAGAGAAAAUUCAGGAAGCCAAAGAGGUAUACAAGGAACACUUUCAAGAUGAUGUCUUUAAUGAAACAGGGUGGAACUACAUUCUUGAGAAGUAUGAAGGCUGUCUUCCCAUAGAAAUAAAGGCUGUUCCUGAGGGCUGUGUAAUUCCCAGAGGAAAUGUACUCUUCACUGUUGAAAAUACUGAUCCAGACUGUUAUUGGCUCACAAACUGGAUUGAGACUAUUCUUGUUCAGUCAUGGUAUCCAAUCACAGUAGCCACGAACUCCAGAGAACAAAAAAAGAUCUUGGCAAAAUACCUCCUGGAAACAUCAGGCAGUUUAGAAGGACUGGAGUACAAACUACAUGAUUUUGGUUACAGAGGGGUGUCCUCACAAGAGACUGCAGGAAUAGGAGCCUCUGCGCAUUUGGUGAACUUUAAAGGAACUGAUACAGUAGCAGGAAUUGCUUUGAUUAAGAAAUACUAUGGAACAAAAGAUCCUGUGCCGGGCUAUUCUAUUCCAGCUGCUGAACACAGUACUAUAACAGCUUGGGGGAAAGAUCAUGAAAAAGAUGCUUUUGAACACAUUGUGACACAGUUUUCUUCAGUGCCUGUAUCUGUGGUCAGUGACAGUUACGACAUUUACAAUGCUUGCGAAAAAAUAUGGGGUGAAGACUUGAGGCAUUUAAUUGAAUCAAGAAGUGCAGAGGCUCCACUGAUUAUUAGGCCAGAUUCAGGAAACCCUCUUGACACUGUGCUAAAGGUUUUGGAAAUUUUAGGAAAGAAGUUCCCUAUUACAGAAAAUGAAAAAGGCUAUAAAGUGUUGCCUCCUUACCUCAGAAUUAUUCAAGGAGAUGGUGUUGAUAUCAACACAUUGCAAGAGAUGGUGGAGGGAAUGAAACAAAAGAAGUGGAGUAUUGAAAACAUUGCCUUUGGAUCAGGUGGAGCUUUACUGCAGAAAUUAACUAGGGAUUUCUUGAAUUGCUCUUUCAAAUGCAGUUAUGUGGUCACCAACGGACUUGGGGUAAAUGUCUUUAAAGAUCCUGUAGCUGACCCUAACAAAAGGUCAAAGAAAGGCAGGUUGUCGUUACACAGGGCACCAAACGGACACUUUGUUACACUUGAAGAAGGCAAGGGGGAUCUUGAAGAAUAUGGCCAGGAUCUCCUUCAUACGGUGUUUAAGAAUGGAGUAGUAACGAAGUCUUACUCGUUUGAUGAAGUAAGAAAAAAUGCCAAGCUGAAGACUAGUGAACUCACAACGGCAUCUCACUAAAGUUUCAUUCCGUGUUUGUAUAUGUGUAACAAUUAUGUACCACUAAUGGUUUCAUGUAGAAGUUUGUGUGUUUUGUGUUUGCCACAUUAUAGCCAAAUUAUUUGUUGGUUUAUGGACAUCACUGCCCUAUCUUCUUUUUUUGCCGGUCUUUAGAAAAGAUGGAAUUGGAGAAAUAUUUGCAGUUCAAAACAUGUUCAGUGUGUUUCUAGGGGCCCUUUGCCAGUAGUGAUUCAAUCUGGUAUUGAUCUCCUCACUGAUGAGACAGAGCCAAGACUUUUUAUAUAUAUAUAUAUAUAUAUAGUAGCAUACCACAAAACAGGUUUGCAUAAAAGUAUCAUUGCUUUAUGUUUAUAUUUAACUUGUAUUUUUGUACAAACAAGAUUGUGUAAAAUAUAUUUAAAGUUUCAAUAAUUACGUCUUUCCAACUUUUCAUGAUUUUUAUGAGCACAGACUUUCAAGGAAAUAUUUGGGGAUGGGGGAAUUCAUUGCCUUUUUGUCCAUUGAUCAGCAAAUAAAACAUGGCCUUAAGUUUUAUUGUGACAACUGUACUGUUUGAAAGUUUUAAUCAGGAUAGCUCCCUCAGAUCUCACAGAAAAACAGACAUCACUGUUCAUUGUAGUUAUCUGUCAUUUGACAGUAAGUUCUGUUCUUACUGGAAUUGUGAGGUACUAUAAAUAAAAAAUUUAUAAAUACAUAAGCCUUGCUAGAGAGCAAGAGAUAUAAAUGGAAUGCCAAAUGUGGAAAGGACUUCUUGCUGCAACAAACUUUGCCACGUGCACCUCAAUAUUCCAAAAGCAAGGUUGCAAUCUUGUGCACACCCAAAUAUGCAUGAGGUCUGGCUGUGAAACCAAGAGAUUUCCUUCCACUACAGAACAUACACAUGUAAAAUACUGACAAGUAUGGAAGUAGUAUAGUAAAGUAACUACACUUCUGGGUUUAUUUUUCCAUAUAUUGUGACAAACUUCAAAACAAAAUGCUGAACUGAAUAGUGCACUUUUUUUUACUUUUUUUGUAUUUUGUUCAUUGGUUUUGCCUUUUUGUCGGACUGGAUGUUAAAUUGUAUAGACGUCUUAACUAUUUUUUGUUAAACAACUUUAAUAAAACAUUAUCCUAGCCAA